Messenger RNA from Cynara cardunculus var. scolymus (artichoke), 3111 nucleotides. Its product is annotated as putative late blight resistance protein homolog R1A-10. The record is from RefSeq and is a predicted model, not a curated record. NCBI's taxonomy places the organism in Eukaryota, Viridiplantae, Streptophyta, Magnoliopsida, Asterales, Asteraceae. Gene Ontology annotation, molecular function: ADP binding. Gene Ontology annotation, biological process: defense response to other organism. The transcript has 4 exons. Bases 1 to 3111 code for a protein of 1036 amino acids.
AUGGAUUGGGAAGAGAUGUGGAUCUUCGCUUGGCUACCGAACCUGGAGGUUCUAAAAUUAAAAUUUCAUGCCUGCAUUGGAGAAAAGUGGGACACAGGUGAUGCAACGUUUCAGCGACUCAAGAUAUUGAAAUUGCACGGCUUGGAUCUAAGGCAAUGGGUAUGCUGGAGGGAUAACUUCCCAGGUCUACAACAUUUGGUGGUUCGUCAUUGCUUAAAACUGGAGAUUAUCCCAUCAGAUAUAGGGAAGAUUUUGACACUGGAUGUGAUUGAGGUACGGGGCUGUAGCAGAGUUGGAGAAAAUAGUACGUUUGCUGUGAAUCCAGUUCACUACCAGGGAAGAACCAUGGAUGAUGCUCUUACUCUUCUCUUAAAGCAGUUGUUCAGUGACAUGAAUGGUGCAAUGAUGGGCAAUCAGUUAAGUUUGGUAGGACUACAAGGGAUACCAGUGAUAGAAAGACAUUUAAAUGGUCUCAUCAAUCACGUAAAAAAGAUGAUGCUAGGGUAUGAAAAUGAGGAAGUACAAAGCUUAGUUAAAAGCUUGGAAGAGAUGGCUCGCGUCCAAAAUUUGUAUGGCUCUCAAAAUUCAAUGAUCAAUGAGAUUGUAGAGGUUAUUGAAGAACUCUGUAACAUCAGACAUGGAUCACACAUAGGAGAAGAACCUGUUGUGGGUUUUGAUGAUGAAGUAGAAACAAUACUUGAUCAACUUACUGGAACUUCAGCAAAGCAAUUACAGGUUAUCUCAAUCACAGGUAUGGCGGGGCUUGGUAAGACAACUUUGGCUAGAAAACUAUACAGGGAUCCAUUAAUUGAGUAUGUAUUCGACUUUCGAGCAUGGACUUGUGUUUCUGAAGUAUAUCUGAAGAGGGAUUUGUUAGUCAGCAUAUUAAGCUCUUUUAUCAGUGAUCUUACAGAUGAGAUUAAUAAAAUGAGUGAUGAACAGUUGGGGGAGAAGCUGCACAGACUUUUAAAGGGUCAUAAAUAUUUGGUGGUCUUGGAUGAUAUCUGGGAUGAUAUGGCAUGGACUGAUCUCAGAUUUUAUUUUCCAGAUGACAAAAUUGGAAGCCGAGUUCUGUUUACUAGCCGGGACAUAGACGUGAGUUUACAUGUACAGGCAGCAAGACCGGCUCAUAUUUUGCGUCUUCGUACUGCAGAUGAAAGUUGGGACAUAUUUCAGAAGAAGGUAUUUAGAAUGGGAAUAUGCCCUCCUCAUUUGACGAGAAUUGGAAGAAUGAUUGCAAAAAGAUGUAAAGGUUUGCCUCUUGCAAUCGUUAUAGUUGCAGGUCUUGUGAAAACUCAAUUGUCAUAUAGAUGGUGGUCGGAAAUUUCUGGGAGUCUACAUUCCUACAUGGUUCGUGAUCCAAGCCAAUAUAUGGACACACUGGCUUUAAGCUAUGACCAUUUGCCUCCUCACGUAAGAACUUGUUUUCUCUUUCUUGGUGUAUUUCCCGAGGACUAUGACAUUCCGGCAACAAAGUUGAUUUGGCUAUGGGUUGCUCAAGGAUUCAUACAUCAAACUGAAAACAGAAUCUUGGAGGAUGUUGCAAAGGACUUCUUGAUGGAUUUAAUCAAGAGAAGUCUGUUAAUGAUUGCCAAAAAAAGCGCUGAUGGCCAAAUUAAAGCUUGCCGCAUCCAUGACUUGUUGCGGGAUUUAUGCUUGAGAAAAGCCGAGGAAGAGAAUUUUUCUCCACAAAUUUACAGAUAUGUUCCUGUCCAGGCAUCUUCAAGUACUGUCACAAAUAUGCUACAUGGAAUGUCAUUAAAUCCUCGUCCUGCAUUAACCAACCCCUAUGGUUUGUGCUAUCCAUUUGAGAUGGGCAAAGUUCUUCAAAAGGGUGGAUCAGUUCUUAGUGAAACAUACAAAUCCCUUAAGAUUCUAGAUUUGGAGUCUAUCCCUAUCUCCUUAUUUCCUUGUGAUGUAAUACAACUUGAUAAUCUGAGAUACUUGGCCAUUCAAGCUCAUGACGGAAGUCCCCGAGCAUCAAUCUCAAACCUUGUCAACCUACAAAUGCUGAUAAUAUUAUCGAGGAAGAAUAUUGUUGUACCAAAAACAAUAUGGAACAUGGUAAAUCUAAGGCACCUUUCUAUCAAAUCAGGGGAAAAUGUUAUGGAGGAGCCUUGUUUUGUACAAAACACAGAGAAUGAUGGUUGUCCCAGUGGGCUGGCUAGCCUGCUAACCUUGUCCCAAGUAAGUCCUCAAUCUUGCAACAAUAUAUUUUCAAGGACUCCCAAUCUUAGGAAGCUUGGGUUUUGUGGACCGUUAAUGUCAAAGCUAGGUGAUCUAGAGUUUCCAAAUUUACGCUCUUUGCAACACCUUCAAAAAUUGAAGUUAUUAAAUACAAAUCCCUACCCUGAACCAACGAGAUCCUGCAAUCCUAUUAUGUUCCCUGAAAACCUUAAGAAACUGACGUUGUCUAAUACUUGCAUGGAUUGGGAAGAGAUGUGGACCUUCUCCUUGCUACCUAAUCUGGAGGUGCUAAAAUUGAAAUUCAAUGCAUUCGUUGGAGAAAAGUGGGAGACAAGUGAUGCAGAGUUUCGGCCGCUCAAGGUAUUGAAACUGCAUGACCUGGACUUGAGGCAAUGGGUGUGUUCAAGAGAUAACUUCCCAGGUUUACAACGUUUGGUGAUUUAUCAUUGUUCAAAACUCAACAGCAUCCCAUCAGAUGUAGGGAAUAUUUUGACACUAGACGUGAUCGAGGUACGAGGGUGCAGUAGAUCCACAUGGGUCUCCGCACAAAAUAUCCAGAAAGAGCAAGAGAGCCAAGGGAACUCUUUUUUGAAAGUCCAAGGAACCAACAAUGGUUCUGGUGUCACAUUUCUAGCAUUCCCAGGGAGCAGUCACAUGGGUAGAUUUGUGGGGAAAAAAAGAUCUAGGAUAUUUAGGGGACGUUUACCAAUACUUACCUGGGAAAUUAGGGCAGAACCCUUGUGCAUUUUCUAUUCAAGCAGACCAGAAUCGAGCAUUUCUAAUGCUAUAGAAAAGGGGUUAAUCGAUUACCUGCUGAGUGAUGGGAGACGCCGGCAAACAGGAAGGAAGACAGCACCGGCGAGGAGGCAAACCUUGGGCACAACUUCGCAAGGGACGCAACGGGAAGGAAGACAGCACCGGUGA